AUGGCCCUGACGUUCGCACUGGAGCUGGAGUCGACGGCGGCGGCCGGCGGCGGUGGAGGAGGAGUCGGUGGUGGCGACUACAGCCACAGCCACAGCAGCAGCAGCAGCAGGCGCGAGCGCAUGUUCGAGAAGGUGGUGACGCCGAGCGACGUGGGGAAGCUGAACCGGCUGGUGGUGCCGAAGCAGUUCGCGGAGCGGCACCUGCCGCUGCGCGGCGCGGCGGCCAGGUCGCGGGGCACGGUGCUGUGCUUCCACGACGCCCGCGGCGGUCCGUCCCCGGCGGCGUGGCGGUUCCGCUACUCCUACUGGAGCAGCAGCCAGAGCUACGUCAUGACCAAGGGCUGGAACCGCUACGUCCGCGACAAGCGCCUCGCGGCCGGGGACACCGUCACGUUCUGCCGCGACGGCACAAGGCUCUUCAUCGACUGCCAGCGGCGGUGGACUCGUGCCGUGGAGCAGGGCGCGGUGCCUGCGGUCGUCGUCCCGACGAUCCUCGCCGUGCCGCCGACGACACGGCACCAGCAGCAGCCGCAGAGCUUGGUCGUCUUGCCCGCGGCCGGCAAUCACCAGCACCAGCAGGCGGAGAAGGUGGUGGCCGUGGAAGAAGCAGAAGCAGCAGCAGAAGAGGACGAGGAAGCGCGGCGGCAGCGCGGGCGGUGGCUCCGGCUGUUCGGCGUCAACCUGUUGGAGCUUCGCACGGAGCCGGCGGUGCUGCUUGAUCUGCAGCUCUGA
Molecule: messenger RNA, 732 nt
Organism: Miscanthus lutarioriparius
Lineage: Eukaryota; Viridiplantae; Streptophyta; Magnoliopsida; Poales; Poaceae
Source: the annotation of a GenBank genome assembly